Molecule: messenger RNA, 1718 nt
Organism: Pseudopipra pipra
Lineage: Eukaryota; Metazoa; Chordata; Aves; Passeriformes; Pipridae
Gene: GOLGA7
Product: golgin A7
Exons: 5
Coding region: 89-502 (137 amino acids)
Biological process (GO): Golgi to plasma membrane protein transport; peptidyl-L-cysteine S-palmitoylation; protein targeting to membrane
Cellular component (GO): Golgi stack; palmitoyltransferase complex
Source: RefSeq, a predicted model, not a curated record
CCGCCCUCGGCCUGCCCGGCGCGGCGCCGGCGCUUUCGCGACAGCCGCAAAGCGCGCGGGGCGGCGGCGGCGGGGCCGGGCCGGGGCGAUGAGGCCGCAGCAGGCGCCCGUGUCGGGCAAGGUGUUCAUCCAGCGCGACUACAGCGGCGGCACGCGCUGCCAGUUCCAGAGCAAGUUCCCGGCCGAGCUGGAGAACAGGAUUGACAGGCAGCAGUUUGAGGAGACGGUCCGGACGCUGAACAACCUCUAUGCAGAAGCUGAAAAACUUGGGGGCCAGUCUUACCUGGAGGGGUGUCUGGCCUGCCUGACUGCCUACACCAUCUUCCUGUGCAUGGAGACACACUAUGAGAAGGUUCUAAAGAAAAUUGCCAAGUUCAUCCAGGAACAGAACGAGAAGAUCUACGCUCCUCAGGGCCUCCUGCUGACAGACCCCAUUGAAAGAGGACUCAGAGUUAUUGAAAUUACCAUUUAUGAAGACAGAGGUUUGACCAGCGGAAGAUAAAACUGUGGAGUCUCAGACGACAGCUCACCGGUGGACUCGCUGUACCAAGGUUCCCCUACCUCCUACUUUAGAGCAUCAUUCCUUUCUCUGCUGCCAGAUCCACAGUGCCAUCUACUACAAGGACUAACUUCCUCAAACUGCUCCCCAGGGGGUGACCUAGCUGGUCAGCAUCCACUUUACAGGAGAUUUUGAAGCAAUGAAAUCACUUUUUAGUUUUGUUUUGGCUUUGGGAUUUUUUUUUUUUUUCCUGAAGAAGAAGAAAAAGCAGAAGUGGUAAAGCUGCUUUCUCCCCUGAAAGAAACGGGGCCCUCAGCCCAGCAGAGGGUUAGCUUUAGUCCCAUAAGUGCAGUGCUGCUCCUCCCUGGUUCUCAAAGCCCUCUGUCCCUCAGUCGGGCUCUGCACAGCUCCAGCUCAGGGUGGGGAGUUCCCCUCCAGGUCGGUGCUGGAGUGAGGACAUACCCAGUGCCUCUUCCUGGCCAGGAGUGACCCAAGGCAAUGCCUCUUGUAGGAAACCAGAGGGCAAAGUGCUCCUUGUGUGGAUGUGUUGGUUAUCCCUGGAAGGGGAGGAGUGGCCAGACCUGAGCCCUGGUGGUCUUUGUGCUCCCCAGGAGGGGCCUGUUGGGCUGUGAGCAGAGAGCACAGUAAAGUGGAUGCUGAGCCAAUAAACAUAACAACUCCCACCCUACUCUGAUUAAUAUGUGAAGUGUACAACUGUUUCUUUAUGGGUUUAUUAUCUAUAAAUUAUAGGAAAACAUGGCUUUGACGAGCUGUUAGGUGUCGUGUGAGGUGGUCUCUCAGUCCUGGUGCUGCAGGAGCAGAGCUGUGCAUUCCUUGGCAGCCUCGUGCAUGGACAUUGCUCAGCACCAUGGAGGGCCCACAGUCCCAGCUGGCUUAAUCCUUUCUCUUCCAUCCUUUUCCCUGAUGAAAGCCUGGGUUUAGGUGCCGGGUGUCAGUGUCCAGUUGUAGAAGGAACUCAGGAGUUCAAAGAGACAACUGAGCAGGGGCCCAGGGGCUGAUUUGGUGGUGCUGCAGGUGCUAAUACUGGAUCUGGAACUCCAGGCUCAUUCCUCAGCCACUGUGGGGUUUUGUUUGAGAUUUGUUUAAUAUUUUCAUUGUAUAAAAACUUGUUUUUUCUAAACUGUGUAACAGUGUUUGCCUUUCACAGCUGUUGCAAUAUUGGCAGAAGUACUGAUCAGUAAACCUUUUCUUAAACCGA